AUGUCCACUCCCACUCCCACCAACCCACAACCCCCGUUCACCCCCGGAAUCCACACCAUCCCUCCCCCUCGCCCCCUCUCACCCACCACCUCCGGCAUCCGCCUCAACCACCUCAUGCUACGGAUCCGCAACCCAGAAGCCUCCCUCCGCUUCUACAACGAGCUUCUCGGCCUGCACACAAUCUUCAUAUUCAACACUGGAGCUUGGACGAUCUAUUAUCUUGGUCCGAGGGAUGUGUCGAUUGAGGAUUUGGGGACGGCAAAGGGAUUGUUGGAGUUGUAUUGUAUCCCGGAGAAGGAACCCAUUGAAGAUGAAAAGAGGAAAAAGAGGGUAGAGUAUCGAAACGGCAAUGAAACAGAUGGUUUAGGACAGGGAUUCGGGCAUUUAGGGUUUACGGUGCCGGAUGUUGCGAAAGUGUUGGAGAGGGCGAGGGAGUUUGGAGUCGAGGUUAUUAAACCGCUUGGGGAGAGUGAGGUUGGGCAGUAUGGGGUUGAGGGGUUGGUGGAGGGGAGGGUUGAGGAGGGGAGGGAUGUGGUGGAGGGGUAUAAGUUUGUGUUUAGACAGUUGGCGUUUUUGAGGGAUCCGGAUGGAUAUUGGGUGGAGAUUGUUCCUCAGAAGGUAGUGCCACCUCCAAAAAGCUGA
Messenger RNA from Cadophora gregata, 642 nucleotides. RefSeq lists its product as uncharacterized. Bases 1 to 642 code for a protein of 213 amino acids. The record is from RefSeq and is a predicted model, not a curated record. The transcript is spliced from 2 exons. NCBI's taxonomy places the organism in Eukaryota, Fungi, Ascomycota, Leotiomycetes, Helotiales, Ploettnerulaceae.